This is a messenger RNA of Rhodofomes roseus, 830 nucleotides long. RefSeq lists its product as uncharacterized. The record is from RefSeq and is a predicted model, not a curated record. Lineage: Eukaryota; Fungi; Basidiomycota; Agaricomycetes; Polyporales; Fomitopsidaceae. The transcript is spliced from 3 exons. The coding region runs from base 1 to 450 and encodes 149 amino acids.
AUGCACUUGGUAAGAUCCCUCAAGAACAAUGCCAUGUCCAACGUCAAGGGUCCCAAAGAUCCGCGACGGGUGUACACACACGAAGACUACAACGGGCCGAACAACCCCGAUCCAUCCAAGCCGAACCUCAAGGACACAAGACAUCGACGAACAAGCAUGAGCCAUGCCCGAGCGAUCAACAAACGAAGAACGAGCCAAAUCGCAGGGCAUGGCUCGACGGACACAACCGUCUCGCGCCUCUCCUUGCCCGGGGAGGUGCGGGGCGAUGGGGUUUUUAGUGGGUAUGGGCCGGAGCGCGUCGACUCCCAAUUCUCUAAGUGCACUACCUGUCGGCGCGCGAUGACGGUCGAGUCCUACACUGUUCUCCCGCAACAGGAGUUCGUGCGCAGCCGCAUUUUCCCCGGAGGAAACGAGCGUGCGCCUCCUCUGCUGGGAGGCGCCUCGUUGUAGCCGAGCAGCCCUCCGCAAAAAAAAAAAACUCUUGCACUUGCACUGACGUUUGAGUGUGCCGCGUGUACGGUGAGUGACAUGCCUCGUCUCUGCAUCUUCCAUAGUGUCUUAUGCGAUUAACGUUUGCUCAACGCGCCUUCACACGAGGCAGGUACUCCAUCAAGCCGGUACAUCAACUGCCCAUGCAGACGGCGCGCGACAUGUUCGAGAGCGAAGGAUAACAUCGACUGCGCUGAGCGUCGAGGGUGGCAGAGACGAUUACGACCUGCACGACGGGCGGGGUUGGUGUUCGCUUGUGAUAUAUAGUAGACUGUAGUAAAGAUUGGGUCGUAGGGACUUGUUGCAAGCCAUGGAAGCGCAGAUGCGCGUUGCGACACGAU